UGACCCCCAUAUCCUCCAGCUGGGAUAUAAUUGAAUGGAGGAAAAGCUGUCCUUCUGUGAAUAACUGAACGUACCAAGAGACAUUUUAUUUACCUGUGUGUGUUUGGGUGGCACCUCUGGUCUUGUCAGAGUCAAGAGGGGACGCUAACUGUUCAGAGGAGUUGAAGCCUAUUUUCUACCCCUCGGCAGCAUCACGGGGUCAUCAACGUCCCCCAGCCGGUGAAGAAGCCAUGCUUAUCCGGUCACCUCAUGGCUGUGCCUCUGUGACCAUCACCCACCCCCAGUCCAUGCCGAUGUUUGUUCUGGCCCUGGCUGUCCUUUUCUGCCCCUUUGGCCUAGUGACAUGUCAGGGGGAAGGUCAGACACAGUCCCCUGCCCAGGUGCUGCAGGACCUGCUGUCUCGCUAUGGAGACAACAGCACCAUCACGGUGCCCCAGCUGCGCUCCCUGCUGGCCCUGCUCAGCCAGGGUCAGGCGGAGGGGGACAACAUCAGCACCAAUGUGCCGGAGCCACCUAAAACAACCACGCCCCCCAAAACCAACAGCUCCAAGUGCUUGGCUGCAGACACGCUGGCCAUUUACAGCAUAGGCGAGCAGUCGCGGCUGGAUGGGCAGGGCUUACAGGAGCUGUGCCCCACCAUGCUACAGCAGCUUGAUGCUGGAUCCUGCAGAGCUCAAAAAGAGGAGGAGUCCAUCAUCGAGCCCUCCCCCAGGCCAACAGACGGCGAAGUGUGGGGUUUUUCUUUCCUGAGCGUCACAAUCAUCAAUUUAUUCUCCCUCACCGGAGUCUUCAUCAUGCCCCUGAUGAAGACGCGCUAUAUGAAAUACGCGCUCACCUUUUUCAUCGCUCUUGCCAUUGGCACGCUGUUCUCCACUGCCAUCCUGCAGCUCCUGCCAGAGGCCUUUGGUUUUGACCCCAUGGUGGAUUUCUACGUGUCCAAAUCAGCGAUGGUCUUCGCUGGCUUUUACCUCUUCUUCUUCACUGAGAAGGUCCUCAGAGUGCUUCUCAAACAGAAGAACGGGAGCCAUGGUCACAGUCAUUACCCGGAUGCAGAUCGUUACUCGGCACCUGACGGCGAUGUGGAGGGCGAGAAGGAGAAGCUGCAGCAGAACGGAGAGGCCAGCAGUCUGGCCCUGGGCAAAGUGGAUGCAGAGGAGGGUGAGCUCAUGCUCAGCCCCGCACAGACACCACAGGACUCCCAGAGCCCAGAAAGCGGGGGUCGGUCCGGCAGUGGUAGGGGCUGCUAUUGGCUGAAGGGGACGUCCUACUCCGACAUCGGCACGCUGGCCUGGAUGAUCACAUUGAGUGACGGCCUGCACAACUUCAUCGACGGCUUGGCCAUCGGCGCCUCCUUCACCGCCUCUGUCUUUCAGGGCGUCAGCACCUCCGUGGCCAUCCUGUGUGAGGAGUUCCCCCAUGAGCUUGGAGACUUUGUGAUCCUGCUGAAUGCCGGCAUGAGCAUACAGCAGGCUCUGUUCUUCAACUUCCUGUCGGCCUGUUGCUGUUACCUGGGCAUGGGCUUUGGCAUCCUCGCCGGCAACAGCUUCUCCCCCAACUGGAUUUUUGCCUUGGCGGGGGGAAUGUUCCUCUACAUCGCUCUGGCAGACAUGUUUCCAGAGAUGAACGAGGUGAGUCGUGAGGAGGAGGAUGCGGGUGGCAGCAGCUUCCUGCUCACGUUUGCCAUUCAGAACGCCGGCCUGCUGACGGGCUUCUCCAUCAUGCUCCUCCUCACCAUGUACUCGGGGCAGAUACAGCUGGGCUAGCCCCGGCCUUCUCUGGACCAACACCUGCUCUGACCAGCGUGAAAUGAAACUGAGGUGUCAGUGUUUCCCAGUUUCCAGGAACCGGGAGUUUGGGUAGUUUGGCUGCUGUGCGGCAGGUACCCGCACCUCCUCUCCCGUUAAAUAUUUGAGUAGCCGUUCAUUCAGAGUUCACACAUGCAGUAGACCCAAACAGAAUGGGGCAGGCUUCUUUUUAAGGUUUUUUCAACCUUUCCCUGACAGCUGCUUAAAGUCUAGAAAGAUCAACUGAAGCAUCGUCUGCAGCGACGACUUAAAGACUUUUGAACUGAUGUGCAAUUAUCAGCCAGUCACUCAAACUUCUCUCUAUUCCCCAGACUACUGAUGAGCCGUUUUGGCUUCUGCUGUUGUGUGUCCCCCCCACCCUUUCCCUCAGUGUACGUCAUUGAGCCACAGCUGUAGAGAUUCAACAGUAUUUAUAUCGCUUACCGCAAAGCUUCCUCAGGAGGUGGGAAAAGCACAAUCAGGUAACAGCCGCUGUAUUAUUAACAUUAUUGAAUCUUUACUGUUCUGUUCCCUCAUUUUCCUUUCAUCAUUACAUACCAAAAAUAAUUUGUAAAGGACUUCAACUGGAAUUUUAAUGAAGUGUCGACAUCAAACUGAAAUCCUGCUGGACAUUUGUGCGUUAAUUUUUCAUACAUGAGAAGAAAACCUGAAGACCAAAUAUGGGCAGGCCAUUGAGAAUGGCGAAGGGCUACACAGUGACGUUUGGAAGGGCAUACUUCUCCUCGGCCAUGCAGUUUGAAAAUCCUCAAUGAAGCCUGGUUUGGAUAUGCAAAGCGACAUAAAAACCAGAGUUUGACACGGGUUUGACACUGGCAUCACCCAGGCGACAUUUUUUCCAUAUAGUUAAUCAUCUGUGCCCCCUAAUAUAGCAGUCAUUUUUUUUGUUAUGGUUUAUAAUGCCUUGUGUUGUUGAACUCGAAAUGAAAUCUCUGGUCUUCGCACAUCCCACUGACAUUUUCUCCCAGAAUUAUCUUUUCUUUCACAGGACUGACGUUCAAAAUAUUGUAAGCUGAAUCAUAUAUGGACACACACACACACACACACACACACACACACACACACACACACACAUACACACACACACACACACACACACACACACACACACACUACUUUACUGUAACCCUAUCCAUAUUACUCACACACAAUACUGUAAUAGAAAUUAAGUUAUAUACUGUAUAUUAGGUUGUUAUGACUAGCCUGUGAGUUACAAUACCUGGCCUAAAGUGUGUGGACAUGCUUGUAUGCACUUCUGCUCUGGGGUAGUUUUUCAUGGUUGGCUUAAAUUUGUCCCUUUUUAAACUAUUACUGUUAUGUUUGAGUUACAGAGUCAAACAUAUCAUGUCUUGAAAUCUUUGAAAGACCCAGAAAAUCUUUUAAAAACACUUCACGAAAAAAAGAAAAUCUCCAAAUUGUAGCUCAAGUUGGGUUAGCCUUAGAUUCAAUGAAUAACUGAAACCGCUAGUCAAUUAAUCCAUUUAUCCUUCAACGAAAAAGAUUGAAGCUACUCGUUUGGUUAUUGUUUUAAUGCAGUUGUUUUUUUUGUUGAAGAAAGAAGACUUGUAUGUUACAACAUACUAUGGUCUGUUAUACAGUUGGAUGUCAACUUGCAAAAUGUUUUCCAGUUUCAACAUGAAGAUGGGCCCUGUGCUUAGAGACAGAUUAAAAAAAUAUAGUAGAAAAACCAGAAAGAUGGAAUUUAUUAUUGCAAAAGAAUAAUACCCAUGUUUGAUGAAUAAGACAAGUUUAUAGGGGCCCUAUUAUGCGUUUUAGGGUUUCCCUUGUUGCAUGUAAAUAGUCUGCAAAGGUUAAAAUCCCUGUGUUCCCUCCAGAGGGAGGUUUUCUCCCACACUCAGAAACACUUAAUUUUGACUUCUUUGUUUACUUACGUAACAUAGAGACAUCUCUAUUUAAUGCUUGGGCUUCUAUUGUACGUAAAAGAGUAAGGGGGGGACAUCUCUAACCGGUUGACCAAUUAUUACAGAGCCAGCCAGCUAACCAAUCAGAGCAGACUGGGAUCUGGUUUCAGACAGAGGGUGAAAAGAGGUGCUAGAGCACAGGCAGUAUGAGAACAAUAAUGCAUGGUAACGUGUCCCAGUAGAGGCACACAAUACAACUAUUAAACCUGCGAAUGACCAUCAUAAAGCUGCUUUAAUAUCCACAUACUAAUGGCCAGAGAAAACGGUUUAUAAUCUGUAAUGCUGAUUGACUAUUGGAGGGUUCAGGGGUAUUCAUAUCAUAUUGUACAACUACAACAACUGCAACUUAUUAUUUCUAAGGAUAAAACAGCCAUUCACACCAUGACAGAUCACUGACCAAAUAUGAUCCAUAUUUACUGAGAAACACAGAACAAAUGUUCCAUCUUCUCUAACAAACACACUGUUCUGCAGAGUCAACUUGUUAUUAUAUAUUUUAGAGAUAGAAACCGGAAGUCAUAAUGGCUGUCUCCUUGACAGACCUGCGUUUUUGUGUUCUUCCUGAAAGCUUUUUAAACGUUUACCAUGAGGUACAGUAUUACUGCUGCUGUAUGGGAGGUUAUGUAUUGAUGUUUGAGCCAUACAAUAUUUAUUUUAUGCUUUAAACUCAUGAAGAAUUCAGUGUCAGUUUACGAAACAUGCCAUGCAACUGCACAAAUAUUUAUUUUGUGUAUCUGUGUUUUAAUAUUGUAUCUUGAUUAAAUGGGAUAUUGCAUCGCAUAUGUUAAUUUGUUAAAAAAUGGAGUCCGAUCUUAUACACACAGAUGCAAAAUUGCUGGGCAGUUAUUAUUACCUAAUCUUUGUAAUAUUACGGUCAGACAUAUUCAAUCAGAUGAUACCUUCAGGAGCACACAGACAACAACAGUGCAAAAAACACAUACUACAGACGUUCACUUUUUUUUUUUGUCAAAUUAACCAAUCAAUGUAUGUUUUUUCUGAAGAUUAUGAAAAUAUUGUAAUUAUUGUAAUUUAAGGGAAUCUUCAUCAGCUUUCUCUGUGUCAUGGAUAUCUUUUUUUAUAAACAUCUUGUUUCCUAUAAA
This is a messenger RNA of Eleginops maclovinus (Patagonian blennie), 4821 nucleotides long. RefSeq names its product solute carrier family 39 member 14 (gene slc39a14). The record is from RefSeq and is a predicted model, not a curated record. Gene Ontology annotation, biological process: intracellular monoatomic cation homeostasis; zinc ion import across plasma membrane. Gene Ontology annotation, cellular component: plasma membrane. The transcript is spliced from 9 exons. Gene Ontology annotation, molecular function: monoatomic cation:bicarbonate symporter activity; zinc ion transmembrane transporter activity. Bases 231 to 1763 code for a protein of 510 amino acids. NCBI's taxonomy places the organism in Eukaryota, Metazoa, Chordata, Actinopteri, Perciformes, Eleginopidae.